AUGAAACCUUACUAAACACCUACAUCAUGCCAUUCUCGUAAGGGCAGUUUAAAGGUUCAACGUCAACCUCUUUAGGUAAUUAGCAAUUGUCCGGAAUACCAACAGUGUGCUGAUUAUUUACAAGAUAAAGUUUAAGGAUUGGAGUUGAGAGUCAAAAAUCUUAAUAGUUAACAUGCAGAUAGAUCGGCUACUAAGUCGAAAGUGGAUAUCCCUCUAUCGCCCUUUAUGAAUUAAAAGAAGGCUUGCUAAUCUAAUUAAAAAAUCGAUUCUCAGAGUUUUUAUGAGACCAUUAUCAACAAGAGAUUAGAGAACAUCAGCAAGAUCGAUCACUCUCCCAAACAUGUAAAGACUGAUUAAGCCUUCGCCAAUUAAGAUAAGUAUUCAACACAUAGUUAGUUUUCUAAUUUAAGCCAUUAUUAAAGUAAAUUGCAUAAUAACAGCAUUUUGAGAAUACAACAAUUGACUAAAAAGCUAAGAAAGUUUAAAAUGAUUAAGGAUUAAAAUUAAGAUGAAUGUGCACCUUCACUUGCAAAAAUUAAAUGCUUUUGUUAGGAACAUUGUAAUGAUUGUUUCGAUUUCUACAGAUGCACAGAUCUUGUCACUUUGAAAUACUUCAUCUAUUUAUUGCUAUAAGAGAUUAAUACACUUUACAGUUAGGAUGCAAUCAAAAUGGCAGACAACUCGUUAUAGUAUCAACAACAAAUUGAAAUGCUCAAAGAACAAUUAGAUCAUUAGAAAUCUGAUUAAUUGACAUUUUAAAAUUAGCUCAGAUUGUAGAAGAUGGUUGUAGAUACGUAAAAAUUAAUUUAAGACAUCAUCAAUGCCUUGUCAUCCAAAUAAAAUCAUAGUUUAUUAAUAAAUUAAGUAGAAGUCUUAAACAAGCAAAUGAAGGAUCUCAAAGAUAAUAUGUCUACAAAUCAAACUCAAAAUUAUCUCUCUUAGAAUACAACUUCAUUUGGACAAUAGCUUGCUAAAUGUGGAUUCGAUACAAAUUAACAACACUAAAUUAUGACCAAUGAAAGUUCCUUGAUAAAUUAAUCGAAUUACAAGACUUAAACUAGAGAUGAUAGAAAUUAGUCAUAAUUGAGUUCCAAAUCCAAAUCUCCUUAUUACAGAAACUAAAAAAAUCUUAAUUUUGAUAUUGAAACAUCUAAUGAAUAAAAUAAAAGGUUAUUAGAUGAAUAAACUAUUGUAAAUAGACAAUUGAUGGAGAACCUAUUUAAAUUGUAAACUGAAAAGUAAUCCAGUGAUUUCAAGGUCAUUCAGCUAUAAGAUGAAAUUAAAUAAAAAACUAAAUUAAUUAAAGACCUAGAAAAGAACAUGUACUCUGAAAAUUCAAAUACCUAUAACAAUCUUAAUUAAAGAAUAAUUGAUAUCAGCAAAAAUUUAGAUUAGGUAUUGAUAUAAAACUAGGAAUUGACUUAUGAGAAUAAUCACUUGCGUGAAAAGUAAGAUGAAUUCAAAUAGGCUGAAGAAAAGUAUUAUGAUUUGUAAUAAGACUUCAAUAAGUAGUACUAGUAAUUAAAUGCAGUGUUAAAGGAUAAUUUCAAUCUACAAAAAUAACAUCAAUAAAUUGAAAGUGAUUGCAAAAGCUAUUAAUAAUAAAUCAAAAAACUGUAAGACAAAUGCUAACACCAUUAAACUUAUCUCGAGAAUCAUCAUUAAAUUGAGUAUAUGGAGUAGUAAAUCAAAGAAUUAUAAAUCCAAUAAUAGGAAUAGAAUAAAAUAAUAACUUUGAUUACAGAUGAAGCAUUAUAUCUAGGAUAGAUGACACUUUAUGCUUGUGACAUUUUAUCUAGAUAACCGAUUGAAGGCAUACCUACUACUCUUUUAAUGCUUCAAAAAGAUUUAAACGCAAAAAAAGGUACCAUAUAAUAGAAGAUGAACAUUCUCUAGUAAUUUGGAAAUAACAUGAAAGAUCAAGAGCCUCACAACAAACACUAAAUUUUGGAGAGUGUAGAUUAUAGGGAGAAGCUGAAUAGUGAAACUUCUACUCUAAGGUAAAAGAACGCUAGUUAUUAUGAUGAAACUUCAAGUACUGUAAAUUAAAAUAAUUAAUAAAAUGAAUUAAUGACCAUGUUAUUACUUUAAUGUAAUAUCAUUGAAAAAAUGAUGGAAUUUUGA
Molecule: messenger RNA, 2124 nt
Organism: Paramecium tetraurelia
Lineage: Eukaryota; Ciliophora; Oligohymenophorea; Peniculida; Parameciidae
Exons: 3
Source: RefSeq, a predicted model, not a curated record